This is a messenger RNA of Harmonia axyridis, 1123 nucleotides long. RefSeq lists its product as uncharacterized. Lineage: Eukaryota; Metazoa; Arthropoda; Insecta; Coleoptera; Coccinellidae. The coding region runs from base 107 to 919 and encodes 270 amino acids. The transcript has 2 exons. The record is from RefSeq and is a predicted model, not a curated record.
ACGCGGCAACGCCGCCUGUCGUGAUCGACCGUCGUGGAUUCUCACAUUCCUCACGCGUCUCGAACGUGCCGAUACUCAGUCGUGAGUUUGCCUCUACCUAGUGGGGAUGUCGUUCGAACGCGUUGUCAAACUACGCGACUACGAGACUGAUCGUUUUCUAAAGCUGUAUCGCGCUGAGCGUGUGCUCUACGACAUGAACCUGGAGGACUACAAGAACAGGGACUUGAGGAUGGCUGCUGCGGAGAGGAUAUCCAAGGAGCUCAACAUACCAGGCUUCGGUCCCAGAGAGAUAAUGUACAAGUUCAAGAACUUGCGGAGUUCAUAUUGCCAGGAAUUGAAGAAGAUCGCUGAGGCUGAGCGGUUAGGCAUGGUUCACACGCCGAAAGUUUUCUGGUUCGAUUUGAUGCACUCGUUCAUUAGACCUUUUGUUAAUAGCAGGGCUGCGCAGGCGUGUGCGUCAUUAUCAUGCCCGAACGAAGACUCGAAUGAUGAGAGAUCAAGAUCUCCAAUUCAACCUCCAGGUCCUUCUGAAGACUCCACAGAGGUUCCAAGCAGUCCAAGCGGGUCUAUAGUAAAAACAGAGACUUCCCUAUCUCCAAUCAAACGCAGAAGAUCUUUCGUGUCCUCACCAGAAGUCCCAGAAAAAUCAAGGAAAAAACAGCAAGAUCCUCUGGUACUUCCACUAGAAGAUACUAAUGGUGUUCCACAAAAUAUGCAAAAUGGUGUUCAGUUACUGCGUGAAGAGGACAUUUAUGAUAAUUUUGGUAGAUAUGUGGCGUCUAUGUUGAGGAGUAUGGGACCUCCGACCUCGUUGAGGCUGCAGGCUAAGAUUACCUCGACGUUGGUGAACACCAUGUGCUUGCUGCAGAGCUCUCAGAGCAAUUCGAUGCAUUCUGGAGUUGGAGCUGAGUCAGAUUGAGUGUUUGUGGUUUUUAUAGUGAAUGGAUCAGAGCAGGAAUUAUGCUUGUUUAUUUUGAGUAAAUUGUUGAUAUAUUUUGGACCAACUUGGCUUGAUUUUUUUUUUGUAUAUAUAUAAUAGUUGUAAGUAAAUUUUAUUGAGAAAGUUGAAAUUAUACAUUUUAUAUAGAAGAAUAAAUGAACUAUUAGCUUUUACGAAUUGUCA